Camelus dromedarius (Arabian camel) is the source of this 4240-nucleotide messenger RNA. It is a transcript of the gene SGPP2, whose product is annotated as sphingosine-1-phosphate phosphatase 2. The coding region runs from base 37 to 1233 and encodes 398 amino acids. NCBI's taxonomy places the organism in Eukaryota, Metazoa, Chordata, Mammalia, Artiodactyla, Camelidae. The record is from RefSeq and is a predicted model, not a curated record. Gene Ontology annotation, biological process: sphingosine metabolic process. Gene Ontology annotation, molecular function: sphingosine-1-phosphate phosphatase activity. Gene Ontology annotation, cellular component: endoplasmic reticulum membrane. The transcript is spliced from 5 exons.
GCGGCGGCGGCGGCUGCGCACAGCCCCGGGUGCACCAUGGCCGAGCUGCUGCGGAGCCUGCAGGAUUCUCAGCUCGUUGCCCGCUUCCAGCGUCGCUGCGGGCUUUUCCCGGCGCCGGAUGAAGGCCCCGGCGAGAACGCCUUGGGCCCCGCGGAGGGCUCGGCGCGGAUGCUGGGGCUCGAGCAUCUCGCAGCCAACCACAAGGGCACCGGGGGGCCGGCCAAUGGGCUACGGAGAGUCGCGGCCCCACAGGCUUAUGUACAGAAGUACGUUGUGAAGAAUUAUUUCUACUAUUACCUGUUCAGGUUUUCAGCCGCUAUGGGUCAAGAAGUGUUCUACAUCACGUUUCUUCCGUUCACUCACUGGAAUAUUGAUACUUAUUUAUCCAAAAGACUGGUCAUCGUAUGGGUUUUGGUGAUGUAUAUUGGCCAGGUGGCCAAGGAUAUCUUGAAGUGGCCCCGCCCCCUCUCCCCUCCUGUUGUGAAACUGGAGAAGAGAGUGAUCAUGGAAUAUGGGAUGCCGUCCACCCACGCCAUGGCGGCCACCACCAUCUCCUUCACGCUCCUCAUCUCUAGCAUGGACAGAUACCAGUAUCCAUUUGUUUUGGGGUUGAUGUUGGCUGUGCUGUUCUCCACCUUGGUGUGUCUUAGCAGACUUUACACUGGGAUGCACACAGUCCUGGAUGUGCUGGGUGGCGUCCUGAUGACCGCAGUCCUCAUUGUCCUCACCUACCCUGCCUGGACCCUAAUCGACUGCCUGGACUUGGCCAGCCCCCUCUUCCCUGUAUGCGCCAUAGUGGUGCCCUUCUUCUUGAGUUACAAUUACCCCAUGUCUGAGUGCUACAGCCCCACCAGAGCAGACACCACCACCAUCCUGGCCUCCGGGGCUGGGAUGAUCAUAGGAUUCUGGAUCAAUCACUUUUUCCAGCUGGUGUCCGAGCCCGCGGAAUCACUCCCUGUUGUUCAGAAUAUCCCACCGCUCACCGUGGACAUUUUAGUUUUGAGUCUGGCCAGAUUCGUUGUGGGAAUCACGUUGACCCUCCUGGUUCGUCAGCUGGCGCGAACUCUCUCACUACAAGUGUUAUACUCCUGGUUCAAGGUGGUCACCAGGAACAAGGAGGCCCGGCAGAGACUGGAGAUCGAAGUGCCUUACAAGUUCGUCACCUACACGUCGGUUGGCAUCUGUGCGACAACCUUCGUGCCAAUGCUACACAGGUUUCUGGGGUUACUCUGAGCCUCAGAUGGUUGGACAUUAGCUCAUUGGACAUGAGCACAAGACAUCAAAAUUUGUUGGGUGAGAAAAUCUUGAUAACGUGUUUUUCUUUAAAAAAGAAUCCUUAAGUCACAUGUCGCUUUGCUGCUGUCUCAGAUAAGUGUUGCUGUCUAGAAGGAAAAACUGUCUUGUAGGGACCACUAGUCUGUAAGGGUCAUGCUGCAGGAGAAGCCAGACUAAACCCACAGUCCUGUUGUUUAAGGUCCCCUGCCCUGUCUGUUACAUGGACUCUGGACCAGUCCUGGGCUGGCAGGAAUCGUGGCCUGGCUUAGGCAUGGCCACAAGCUCCCCUGGGUUCUGGAGAGUCAAAAAAGAUGGGCGUGGUCCUGGAGGCUGGAUGUCAGGUGUUCCUUUUCAGCUGUGACCUUGCCUGGCACUGAGUCUCAUUUCCAAAACUGGAAUGUUGGUGUGAGAGAAAGAGUGGCGUCACGUAAAACUGUGUUCCUUGAACAGGGUGGCUUUCUGGUCGCAAUGAUCGCAUUAGACUGUGUCUGCUUGGGUGGAAAGAGAACUGUGAACCUUGCUGUGAGGCGUGAAGGGCGGGGACAAAGCUGCGAGGUCACAGGCGAGAAGCUGCUUUCCUUUGAGUCCUGGUCUCUGUCGGCUGCAUAUUGAACAGGGAUCCACUUCUCCUUGUUUGUUCGGGGUGCCAGGUACCAUUUCUAGCCUCUCUGAUCCAUGAACCCAACUGGCUGCUGCCACCCCACUUCACCUGGGGUCCUCUGAUUGUCCUGCUGUCUCCUGGGCCACAGUGACUUGGGACAAGCCCUCUGCCCAUCUUCAGCUUUUUUGUUUCCUCACAAACUGUCAUCUGCCUAUGAAAGUGGAUCAAUGAAACAGGUGAACAGAAUCCUUCCUGGGGCCUGACGAAGAGGAACAAGGCCUCCCUCCCGAAAACUGUUCCUCCAUUUAUUUCUCAGUUUCUUCUUGUAAACCUGUUUUCUCAUCUGCUGAAUGGAAUCAGGGGCUCCCUUUUCACCUUCCCACCUCUUAUCUCUUAGCAAUUUCAAGGGUAAUUAAUGCAGGAACAACUGUCAGCCUCUUUGGGGAAAACAAGGCAGCCAAAUACAACGCCUUUUAAAACUCAGGCAAGCGACCGUAUCCUCGCAUUCUCGUUAGACUUGGAAAGUGAUCAUGAUGCGAACACCUCCCUCCAGGGGCUCCUCUUAGUUCUUAAGAAGGACGAGGAACAAGUAUCAACAAUGUUCUUAAAAGUGAGUGCCAAUGUGUAGUUAACAAAGUGUCUUUUGUGGUUCAGUGCCUGAGAGCUGAAGCCCAUGAUUUACAAUACGACCCUUAUGCAUCCUUACCACGCACGCACUUGGGGGGAAGUUAGCCUGCCUUGAAAGAUAGGUGCUUGCUUCUGCAUCCGUGUGAAAACCGAGCAUCCCAUUCGUUCCGAUUUCAAACAUGCACCCUGGCCUUUUGGUUGAGAUGGUCUUUGGUGUUUGACUUAAUUCUCCUGUUUCUAGGGAAGAAUAUUUGUUAAUAAAACAUCCUGUUUUUCUUUCAAAUUCUUCUGAAGUUUGUCAUAAUUAGAAGGCAGGAAUCCAAAUGACCUUUUUUACAUCAUAACUUUGACCAGUAUUUGUGGAACCGGGGUGGGGGCUGUGGAGAGAGCCCCAGCUCACAGGCACACUGCCCUAGGCUGCCCCCCAAUGCAGUGCUACAACAGGGUACUUUUUGGGGUACUGUCCCCAUUGGCCAAACCCAAGAUCACAGUGCUGGAUAAUAUUUACACAAAAUGAUUUCAGUGGAGAAAGGAUCAGCUUUUUUCAUUUGUAUCCUUUAAGAAGAAGGGUCAUAGUCAUUGUUGCAGCAGUGGGGGGUGGUGGUGGUGGUGGUGGUGGUGGUGGUGGUGUGUGUGUGUGUGUGUGUGUCUGUAAAAAGUUUUACUGCCGUCCCUUUUGUCUUAAGCCCCAGCAGUAGGACUACAGUCAGCUGGAUUGAUGUAUUUAAGGCUGUAUUUACACAGUUUGGAUUGAGGAUGAGUAUAUUGGCCAUAGCUUAUUAAAAAGAAAAAGACCCAUGCAUCCAUCACUUUUUAAAGUCUCUCAUUAGAGCAACUGAAGAAUAAAAUAUAUAUGUUGGUGAGGCCAGGCUUAGUUUUAGAGCACGACUGCUUUGUGGACUAGAAUUAGGCAAACAGUGAUUGAAAAAUUGUUACCUGAUUCAAAUUCCUGCUUUGCCCACAGGGGUUCGCUCUGUUAAAACUUCACACUCUCUCAGGCGCGCGCGCGCGCACACACACACACACACACACACACACACACACGUAUGCAUGCACGCACACCACACUUGCCCCUUCCAAGAGUACGCCUUCCAUCUCUAAGAUCUUUGGAUUUUCUCUCUGGGGAAAGACUGCCCCCUGCUGGUUUAGCCUCAGCCUUGGUCCAGAGCCUCUCCCUGGGGCAGGAGUCUUGGAGAUGAAGACUUUAAAAAUCAAGCUCACCAUGGUGUAUCCAACACAAGCUUAGGAGCUGCGUUCUGCCUCACCCUGCAUUUGGAAACUGACAUCAAAGCCCUCAGGGCCCUUGGCCCCUCCAGGUAGAACGCAUGCCUUUUCCUGGCUGUCCUCACCCUGCCCCCAGCCCACUACCACUCUGGACCAGGGCAUCCAUCCUGUAACCGUCAUUCUGAACAGAUCUCAGUUCAGGCCAGUGUUGCUCAGACCUGCACCAUAACAGAACAUGCAGAAGGAAAAAAAAAGCCAUGAACUAAAAACCCUAAAUUGCUGAAAUCACUCCAUGACAUGCCUGCCGGUCGCACUGUAACAUGGGAUUUUCUUGCCCAAAUAGGCGACUCAUGCUUCCCAAGAGUAACCAAAGCAUGUGGUGUUUCGGGGCCAUAUGCUCGGGGUUGCUAUUUUGAAAACUUUCAGCUGUCUUGCUUAUAGACUGUAUGUAAAUGUAUUCUUUUUAAAAUAAAAUCAUUUUUGUUUCUGACUUAUUAAAUGCUUUAAAAGCCA